Selaginella moellendorffii is the source of this 1043-nucleotide messenger RNA. RefSeq names its product formin-like protein 3. Bases 136 to 1002 code for a protein of 288 amino acids. The transcript is spliced from 3 exons. Gene Ontology annotation, cellular component: nuclear pore. NCBI's taxonomy places the organism in Eukaryota, Viridiplantae, Streptophyta, Lycopodiopsida, Selaginellales, Selaginellaceae. Gene Ontology annotation, biological process: mRNA export from nucleus. The record is from RefSeq and is a predicted model, not a curated record. Gene Ontology annotation, molecular function: structural constituent of nuclear pore.
GUUUUUGUCUGUAGGAAACUUGAAAAAGAUCUUGAGGAUUUGGAGCUGCAAAGAACUGAUGCUCGCAGAACUGGCGGCCCUGAGAGGUUACGUAGCAAAGUUUAUGGAUUGAAAACUAGACUAGAAGAUCUUCACAUGGUUUGUGAAGAACAACGCGAUGAGCUUUUCACACUAAGGAGAGAUGUUCGCCUAACGCGCUCCAGAGAACUGGAGGUUGAAAGAAAUGUGUUUGCCGAUGAAAUUAUCAGGCUGCUGAAAUACAUGAAGCGCUUGAAAGCGGGGCAGAACAAGCUGAGUUGUGAGAACAGAGAACUCGCGCUUGUGAAGGACAAAGCAGUACUAUUGGAGAUUGCAAACAAGCGUCUCGAGAGCUGUCUAACAGUAAGCUUCUUCUUUUGCAAGACAAUUUUCACAAGCUUGGCUUUGCUACAGGCGAUUCACAAGAAUCUAGAGAAAACGAAGCAAGAAACUGCUGCGUUCAAGCAAAAGGCACUGGAAACGAGCAAUUCCAACAAGGCGGACGAGAAGAGACGGAGGGAGCUGGAAGACAAGGCAGCAAAGCUAACCGAGCAGCUAGACACCGAAACAGCCGAGAAGGAAAAGUGGGUCAGGAAAGCUAGCAAACUGGAGAACGAGAUCAGGAAGCUCUCCAAAGAGCUACGUGAGGCCGAGGCAGCCAAGGCCAAGUUCGAGCUACUCAACACUUCCAAAAGCCCGCCAACUCCUCCUCCACCAGCAGCAAGGAAGGCUGCGACUGCUCCUGCAGCUCCACCAUCGCCUCCACCGCCAGCAGCUGGAAAGAAGACUGCUGCUUCUCCAGCAGCUCCACCGUCGCCUCCACCGCCAGCAGCUGGAAAGAAGGCUGCUGCUUCUCCCGCAGCUCCACCAUCGCCUCCUCAAGCAGGAAAGAAGGUUGCUGCCGCUCCAGCAGCUCCAGCAUCACCUCCACCGGCAGCCAAAAAGGCUCCUGUCACUCCGGACAAAUCUGCCAAGAAGGUAUAGUGAAACACUCAAGUCAAGGACCAAACAAGAGUCCUAGAAAU